AUGUCACAGGUGAACCCGGGGUUCUUCAGCGCCCUGAACCUGAAGACAGAGCUGGAGGGGGGGGCGGGCCUGGGGGCGGGCCUGGGGGCGGGCCUGGGGGCGGGCCUAGGGGCUGACACCUCAGAGGCAGCCCAGUACCUGAGCCGCAUCAUGAAGAGACCCCCCCAGGACAAGCCCAGCGACAUGUGGAGGACCUACCUACGCAGGUUCGACACAGAUGACUACUGCGAGGCUCAGUGUGACUUCCUCCACAAGGAGCACUUCCACUGCAUGGUGGAGGACUGCGGUGCUCUGUUCAGCACGGUGGACGGAGCCAUCAAACACGCCAACUUCCACCUCCGAGCCACGCUGAAGGUCAAAUCGGAGCCCCACUUCAACGAAUCCAAAGACUGCGGCGACGGCAUCUCCCUGCAGCCGGCCGCGCCCGUCUCCAUGGCCAACCACUCCUCCAUGGACGUGGGGGCGCUGGCGUCGUCGGGGGCCUACGGCUCCUCCCCCUCCCUGCUGGCGUCGUCGGGGGCCUAUGGCUCCUCGCCCUCCCUGCUGGCCUGGAAGCAGCUGGCUGGCAGCAUCCCCCAGCUGCCCGCCUCCAUGCCCAACCUGCCCGCCAACUCGCCCCUGGCCACCACUUCCCUGGAGAACGCCAAGCCCCAGGUCAAACCAGGCUUCCUGCAGUUCCAGGACAAUGACCCCUGUUUGGCCACGGACUGUAAGUAUUCCAACAAGUUCCACUUCCACUGUCUGUUUGGGAACUGCAAGUACGUGUGCAAGACUUCCGGCAAGGCCGAGUCCCACUGCCUCGACCACAUCAACCCCAACAACAAUCUGAUCAACGUCCGAGACCAGUUCUCCUACUACUCUCUCCAGUGCCUGUGCCCCAACCAGCACUGUGAGUUCCGGAUGCGGGGGCACUACCACUGUCUGCGUCCUGGCUGCUACUUCGUCACCAACAUCACCACCAAGCUGCCCUGGCACGUCAAGAAACACGAGAAGGCCGAGCGCCGAGCUGCCAACGGCUUCAAGUACUUCACCAAGAGAGAGGAGUGUGGCCGGCUGGGCUGCAAGUACAACCAGGUGAACAGCCACUUCCACUGCAUCCGAGAAGGGUGCCAGUUCUCCUUCCUGCUCAAGCACCAGAUGACAUCACACGCUCGCAAACACAUGAGGAGGAUGCUGGGAAAGAACUUCGACAGGGUUCCGUCCCAGAUUCACUCCCACUCCCAGAGGUCAGAUGACAUGCAGCACUUGUCAGGUGUGGGCUCCGGGCCCCUGGGGGGCCACGCUGGCAUGACCCCCGGCUUCUCCAGCAUGAUGGACGACGCCGACGACUACAUGGACUAUGUGGGCGGGGCCAGCCCUCUCGGCCUGUCCUCCGAAUCGUCCAAUCAGGACCGCAGCUGCACCAGCACCCCCGUGGGCAACGACAGCUCCCCUGCAGGACAAGGCUGUCUCGUCACCUCCGCCCCCUCCACCCCUGCUGACACUUCCGCACCCCAAAACGCACCACCACCACUUCCUCCUCCACCUCCUCCUCAUCCCGGUCUCCAGUCCCAGGCCUCCUCCUUCCCUCCGGCUCUCCUGCGGCCCCCCCUCCCCUCCCUCCCAUACCUCCUGUCUCCAUCCUGUCUGUCAUACUCUCUGCUCAGCGCCUCUCUGGGAGCCACGCGGAGUGUUGUCAUGCCAACCAACACGCCAGCUUUCAGCCCCAUCAUUGCCACACCGUCACCGGUUAAAAAUGACGUCCCUAUAGUUCAGGAUGCAGCAGGCAACAGCAUCUACAUCCCCACGGCGACCGGCGCCAAGAAGCGCUUCUGGAUCAUCGAGGACAUGUCGCCGUUCGGCAAGCGCCGCAAGACGGCCUCGUCGCGCAAGAUGCUGGACGAGGGCAUGAUGCUGGAGGGCUUCCGCCGCUACGACCUGUACGAGGACUGCAAGGACCCAGGAUGCCAGUUCUCCCUCAAGGUCACCCACUACCACUGCACCCGGGAGAACUGCGGCUACAAGUUCUGCGGGCGCACGCACAUGUACAAGCACGCCCAGCACCACGACCGCGUGGACAACCUGGUGCUGGACGACUUCAAGCGCUUCAAGUCGUCUCUCAGCUGCAGCUUCCCAGACUGCCAGUUCUCGGGGAACAGCACCCACUUCCACUGCCUGCGCUGCGGCUUCCGCUGCACCGACAGCACCAAGGUGACGGCUCACCGCAAGCACCACGGCAAGCAGGACGUGAUCACCGCCGCCGGAUUCUGCCAGUUCAGCUCCAGCGCCGACUGCGAGGUGACCGACUGCAAGUACAAGCUCAAGUGCUCCCACUUCCACUGCACCUACCCUGAGUGCAAGCACACCGUGGUGGGCAUGUCCCAGAUGGACUCCCACAAGCGCAAGCAUGAGAAGCAGGAGCGCGGGGAGCUGCCCUCCGUGUCCCCGCACCAGGAGGCCCAGCUGCACCACAUGGGGGGCGCGGGGGGAGGCGUGUCGGCCGCUAACCACCCCUCCUCCAUGGGUCUCCCUCCAGCCUCCCCCGGAGGCCACCUGGGCCUCCACCAUAACAGCCUCAGCGCCCCCACCUCCAUGCUCUACCCUCCGGUCAGCAUGGCCUCCGACUACGGCCACCACUACCCGCCCUCCUCAGUCAGCCUGGACGGCUCUCUCAACCUGGGCACAGAGUCCAGCAGCUCGCUGUUCUUCCUGAAGAACGCCGUGGGGCUGGGGCUCAGCGACUCUCUGGACCUCAGCAAGAAGAUGCACCAGGACUCUGGGGCGGGGCCCCUGGGGGUGCUGGAGGCCCUGGCCCUGCCCAGCUCCAAGCCCCCGCUGGCCGUGACGGCGCCGCUUGAUGACAUCACCACGGGGACAUCCGGAGACGCGGAGGACGACCUGUCACCUGAGGAGGAGGGGCACGUGGAGGAAGAGGAGGAGGAAGAGGAGGAGGAGGAGGAAGAAGAGGACAUGAACACUGACUCGUAUGAAGACUCCAUGCCGGAGCCAGACUGUGACAAGGACAAUGGCGAGAGUCUGGAUGCUUCUGCCCACCACGCUGACUCUUCUCCUCUGGAGAAGCUGGAGAUGGAAGCAUGAGCAGAACGUGAAGAAUUCUGUCUACUAUGAACAAACAUCAGAUUGAAGUGGCCUCGUUUAUCAUGGUUAGGGACACACGCGCGGAUGACAACGUGAAAACAACAACAUGAAGAAAUGACGGCCCCAAAUGAUUUAUUAGGAUGUUUACAAGAUGACCAACAUUAUUAAUUCAAUUAUGCAUUAAAAGAUGAACAGAGAAACAAACCAAUUAGGCCCUCUUUUACAAAUGGGGCAGCAAUGUAAACAUUUUACUACACAUCAGUCUUUUGUGUGUGCGUGCAUGUUUGACUUUUAUUUAUUUAAUUUUUGUUUUCACUUUUUUGUGUGUGGAAAAAAAAACACGAAAAAAAAAAGAAAAAAAGAAAUCUCUAUAUAUAACUAUAUAUGUAAGUGUGUGUGAACGUCAAUAUAUACAAAGGAAGCGUUCUGGUGCAGUCCACAAACUGCCGGACCCUCGUCACCCAAAAAGGGAAAUAAAUCACUGUUCAACUUCACUGACGCAAAAUUAUGAUACAGAAUGUGUUUUAUCCUACUAUGAUUAUGAUUAUUGUUAUUAUUAUUAAGCAGGGAGUCUGCAUCAGUGCUUGUACCCUUCCCUCUCUUCCUCUUUGCAAGGUUGUUAUUUUAUUGUCAGUGUACUUUUGCCUCCAGAAGUGAUCAGAAAGGCUGUGUGUCCAGGAAGUGGAGUGUAGUGUCUGGAGCGCUUCCACCUGCCAGAUAAGCUCUCAGUGGGGCCAGAGGUCUGCUGCAUCCCUGCUUUGAAACACAAGUUCUCACCAAAACCAAGCAUACCGUUGUACCAUUUUAUCCUCGAGGAAACUUUUGGGUUUGUGUUUGUAUAGCGCACUUUUAUAUAGAUAAUGAGGACGAUAGAAAUUCAAACAUGUAUUUAAAGAUAUUUUUGUUACCAUCUACCAUCAUUGCAUUAUGAUUGCAUCACACAGCGCAGUUAACCUGACUGGUCAGCCUAGGGUUAACUAGAUGAGGGAACCAUGGUGACGAUUCUGGGAUGUUUGGCCUGUGGAAAACAUGAGUAAACAUGAGGGAACCGUGUCAGGGAGCUUGUUUAACGUUUGAAAUGUAUAGACAACGAAAACGAUUUGUGGACAACAUUUUGUUUUCCAUUCACUAUGGUUGUGGUUGAGCUAUAUUGUAACGGUUUUAUUUAAUAUUUAUGUGACCUUGCAAUGAGAUAUUUCUAGGGUGUAAUUGCACUUUUUAGGUUCAUUUGUACCUUCUGAAAGGAAAAAGAAAAAAAGAUAUAUCUUUUAACAGGGACUUUUGCUUUAUCAUGUUUAGUUCACUUUGCUUUGAUGCACAAAUAGUUGUGUUAGUGUGACAAAGAACUAUUGUUCUGUGAUUUAUUUAAAGCAAGAAUUGAUACCUUCCUCUUCUGUGAUUGGAUGAUUGUUUUAUGAAACAGGCACACCAGAACUGCCUCACAACACUAAUACCAACUGUGAUUUUCAAUUAAUUCUUUACAAUAUGGCAAUGCUCCAAUACUGGAAAAUUACAUUAAAAAAAAUUAAAAUAACUGAACACGGUUUUAGUGUAAACCUUCCCCUCUGGGUUAUGGUGAUGUAACCCUGAGAAGAGAUAAUAAUUGUGAUCUCUCUGGAGGUCUCUCUGGCUUUGGAAAAAAAGAUUGUCACUCUGUAGGGGAAGGUAUGUGUGUCGAUGAUCCUGGGGAAUAUUGGUUUGAGAAGAAGAAAAAAGGUUGUACAGUAUUUUCUUCUGUUAAAAAAAGAAAAAGAAAAAAAAAAACUAUAUGAACAAAAUGCUCUUCGAUGAACAGCUUCCUUUAAAAAGAAACCGUUAAAAGGAGAAAUGAAUAAUAAAAAGUUCAAAAUGGAAAUAACCCCACUAUAGUUUGACUGUGUGCGUGAUCUUAUUUGUCAUCUCCUUCUCUCUCCCUUGGUACAUUCACAGAGGAAGUUGACUAAACAGAUUUGUACAUUGUGGCCCUUGAAAUGCCACUGUGCACAGUGGACAGAUUUUUACCUUGUUGUUUUUGCAUCAGAAAAUGCUGUAUUUUCAAACAGUUAAUAAGUAACAAACUCAUACAGAACGAAAUCACUGAUAAGAAUUUAUCAAUGAAUGUUUCGGUUUUAUUUAACACCUUGUUUAAUUAUUAUUAUAAUUAUUAUUUUUGUCAUAUUUUGUGUGUGAUUUUUUUUGUUUUUCAUUCAUUGGAAUUCUUGAUUUUGCUGUGGGUGUGUCUCCAAGUGUCUCCCCAGACUCAAUGCAAGGCGGUGCAUCAUAGUCAUUUCUGUUUUGUUUAAUUUUAUGACAGCAUUUUUAAAAUAGCUAUAAGGCUGGGAGACAUUGUGCACUUGAAUACAGUUUGUGUGUGUGUGUGUGUGUGUGUGUGUGUGUGUGUGUAAAAUAGCAGGAUUUGUAAAAAGUUGAAAAUAAAGAACCUAUAAUUAUUAUAACGAUACAUAUGCUUAGUAGUGCUUUAGCCCCAGGGCAUUCUGGGUAGUGAUGCGGAGGGGUUGAGGAGUGCUGCUCAAAUACAUGAUUCUAGCUCAGUGGAGCUUAAGCACCAUAGCUGUACCAGGGACCCCCCCCCCCAGCUCCCCAGCCCCAGGCUCCCCAGCCCCAGGCUCCCCAGCCCCAGCUCCCCAGCCCCAGGCUCCUCAGCCCCAGGCUCCUCAGCCCAGGCUCAAGAACUGCUGUCUCGGUGCCACUACUAGGACCACUUGUAGCAGCAGUCGUGUGGGCAUGCUGUGGCUGGGAGUCGUCUCCCCAGCAUCCAGCCUCCAGGGCCUGGAUCCUCUUAGAGCUGCACGGGAGACAGACGAGAAACUUGGGAGGUGAAUCCAGGUUCAUGCAGAAAUAGCUGGGGAACUGGACAUGUGCAGUUGAAAAGAAAUGACAACAACAAAAAAAUAUGUGAUCGGGGCUGUUCUGUAAGGCUGGUCUGUGAGGAUGUGAGGGCAGGUCCAUGCAGAGUUUAUCCUGGGGACUCACAAGGAGGAUGUAGGCUAACUCGGGGGCUCAAUGUGUCUUUUACAAUGACAGUGAAAUGGGAGGCAUAAGUUCUUAGAGGUUUUGUAUCUUUUUUUUUUUUUUUUUUACUCUGUCGUCUCAUCCAGCGCUCCUCGGCGCCCAGAGAGCUGCUAGAGUGGUCCACCAGCCCCCCACAGCUGACGCCCCCUUCCUUCCUUGUGAUGUUUCUUUAAAUAUAAAAAAAAAAAAAUGGGUAAAGGCAUCACCAUCUGUCAGCCAGCUGGCAUCCUGUAUAUAAUCUACGAAGAAAAAAAAAAUAAACAUGAAAAUUAUAUUACACAAAAACCAGACGGAAGCGACCUCCAAAUCCCGCAUAGACUGCUGCCGCAGCACGGACAGAUCGCUUUACUGUUUUAAUUAACGGAGUAAACGAUGAUUUAAAAAUUGGAAGAAAGAAAACAAAAAGAAAACAAACGAAGAUGUAUUCUGUCUGUUGGAGAAGUAGAAUAAAAAGCAGCGUAGUGGACAAAUGGAGUUGAGUUUUAGCCUUUGUAAAAUAUAUUGCACUCUAGGACUAAAAGCCAUCUUGUGCUCACAUCUAAUUUGGUUUGAUUCACAAUCUGACUGGGGGACAAAUCAAAAGUUUUAUAUUGUAUAAAUACAAAGCAAUUGAUGAAAAAAAGAGUCUCUCAAUUACUUGAAUUUGCUGCGCUCACCACUGAUGUUUAUAAUUGCGUAUUAUCCAUUUGGAUUUAGUAUUGUUUAGUCCUUUGUGCUAUAUUUAUGUUCAUUUCUUUUCUUCUGCAUGUCUUAUGCAAGGGUUGAGAUUUUCACUCAAUGAAAUAAAAAUGUAUGAAACAAAA
Messenger RNA from Hypomesus transpacificus, 6893 nucleotides. RefSeq names its product castor zinc finger 1 (gene casz1). Gene Ontology annotation, cellular component: nucleus. Lineage: Eukaryota; Metazoa; Chordata; Actinopteri; Osmeriformes; Osmeridae. The record is from RefSeq and is a predicted model, not a curated record. Gene Ontology annotation, molecular function: RNA polymerase II transcription regulatory region sequence-specific DNA binding; DNA-binding transcription factor activity, RNA polymerase II-specific. The transcript has 9 exons. Gene Ontology annotation, biological process: regulation of neuron differentiation; positive regulation of transcription by RNA polymerase II. Bases 1 to 3078 code for a protein of 1025 amino acids.